GUAAGCGGUUGUCAUGACAACCUACCAAACCGGAAGAACUCCAGUGGAGCGUCAACGACAUUAGAAUGGCUGUAUACUUCAGAAAAGGACUUGAGAUUCCAGAGCCAUCAGACUACAGCAGCAGUGAAGAUGAUGACAUGACUUAUUUCACAGAUCUGUAUGAGCACGAGCAUAAUCUACCCGAGUCUGUCAGAGUGAUCAAUAAGAUAUUGAACAGUCUUGUUGACAGGGCAUGGGAAGAUAUAUCAAAGCAGGACAAGAUCAGAGAGGAGGCAACAAAAAAGGUUCCUGUGCUAAGUCCUUGUAAAGAAUAUACGAUUCCAUGUAGAACUAAUGCUAUUGUGUGCUCUGAUGAUGGACUUUACUUGUUUCUGGGUCACGCUCAUGGUCUUUCAGUGAUCAGUACUUCUACUCUCACAUGUGUAACAACAUGGAAGGAUGAAAGAGUGGAGCUUACCAGCAUCUCCUGUGCCUCUUUGGAAAAUUGCACACACCUCCUAUGCACAGUGGAUGACAUGGGUAUUGCACGUCUGUUUGUUCAUCGCACAGAGAAUAUUUAUUUUAUUAAAGUCCUCAAUGAAACUGAUGAUAUAAACCAAAGACACAUCUGUACAAAGUUUGAAGUGUCUAAAAGUGGAGACUUCGGGGCUGCAGUCAUGACCUCAAGUGGAUCUGUUUGGUUGGAUGUUUAUCGGUUCCCACAAGAAUUGUGGCUGAAAGAGCUGGAAAUCAAACAGGCCACACACACCCAUACACCCACAGAGGUCAAACUGUCUCUCAUAGUCUUACUCAUGAAGAUUAAACCUCCAGAAAUCCCUGCAGGUACCUCUAUGAAAAGUCCAUUUGACGUUCUGCAGAAAACAGGAGAUGGCACCAUAAUAGGCUCAGGCCAAAAUCACAUGAUUAGUAGUUUUCAAUGGGAAAACCAGGAAGUGGCAUUUCGGAAAAUGUUUGCAAAGUACCUUAGUACCCACCCAAUGACACCAUCACAGCAGAAACCAGAAGGGCCCAGCAGCUGCACUUUUCACUUUUUGCUGCAUGAGGGGCUUUGCCCAUUGCCGGGGGGAGCAAAGCCAACCAGAGAUUUUCCCAUUGUCUUAUGUCUGUGGUGGAGUGGCAGUAAUAAUCUCUUACAGUAUCUUCUGGUAAAGACUACAAAAGAAAAAACAGAUGUUGAACCUAGGCCAGACAUUUUGUGGCCAAAUUCUCAGGAAAUCCUCUGCUCUGCUGUCAGUGCCUGUACAAGGUUCAUUGUUCUGGGGCUUGUCAGUCAGCUGGUAACCGUAUGGGAUCGAAAAUUUGAAAUGUACCUCUUCUUCACAUCUUCUGGUGGUGCAGUGUGUCCGUAUGCCAAUAUUGUAAUCCCUGGAGACAGUGCGUUAUGCAGGCUGAAGCUCAUUUUGCAGAGUCCUGAGCAACUCCAGGUCACUCCUCUUCAUCAAGGCCCCUUUUUACCCAAACUACAGUUCCUGGUCACAUGCAGAAGUGGGGCAUGCUACAGUGUGACAACAAGACAUGGAGGACACUCACAAAUUGCUGCAUUUAUUGAGAGACCUGCAGAUCCUAGCAGUUUUGCCACUGUUGUUGAACCUCUGCCCUUCCUAAAGUCUCUGGCUUUGUUGAUGCAAAGAAAUGGGCAGGUAUCUGUAUGGGAAAUGGAUGAUGCAGCACCCGUGUUCAUCAUAAACUUGCCUCAGACCCAUGUGCUGGGUCCAGUCUGGGAACCUGUGCAUGUGCUGGAUCCAGUCCAACAAAAUCUGUAUAUUAGAGGUGACAGAAAAACAUCUUUGGAAGAGGUGAUGGAUAAAGAAGAGGGUGACAGUACUCUUUUCCUCUAUAGCUUUUCACAAUGCUCAGUUUUGGAUCUGUAUCCGAUUCCAUGGCCAGCUACCAUAGAGAAAGAGACAAGAGCCACACUGUCAGGUUUGGAGGAGGCCUGCAACCUUUACAUUCAGGAGAGAUUUGACUCUUUGGAAGAAAGGAACAGAAAUUUUGCUAUCCAAUGGGAACGGCUUCAGAAGCGUGUUUUUGAAUGAACUUUCACACAGUGUGACGCUGCUCAGCCACCACAAAUUGGACAGAGAGAGAAUGCAUUUUUACUUCUGUAUUUAUGUGAAUGAAAUGCAUUGAAAUGUU
Misgurnus anguillicaudatus (oriental weatherfish) is the source of this 2136-nucleotide messenger RNA. Lineage: Eukaryota; Metazoa; Chordata; Actinopteri; Cypriniformes; Cobitidae. The record is from RefSeq and is a predicted model, not a curated record.